Messenger RNA from Styela clava, 2928 nucleotides. RefSeq names its product vacuolar protein sorting-associated protein 26B-like. The record is from RefSeq and is a predicted model, not a curated record. Gene Ontology annotation, biological process: intracellular protein transport. NCBI's taxonomy places the organism in Eukaryota, Metazoa, Chordata, Ascidiacea, Stolidobranchia, Styelidae.
AUGGUCCGUUUUUUUUCUUUGGUCGGGUUUUCGGUUGUAACUUUUUUGUUUGUGGCCGCAUUUUAGUGUAAUUUGCAGAGAUAUGAGGGACAAAUGGACGAUCACGCGUGAGAAAUAUCGUCGCGGUUCGUUAAUUUUUAUGGCACUAAUUAGAUCGAUGGAGUUGAUGCCGCAAAUAGGUCGUGGCCGCAAAGUGGGUAAGCCACCCUACCGAUACCAGACUAAUGCACAAGCAAGGUUUUUCUUUCAACUUUCAUUAUCUUCAAAUCUUUUGGUGGCCUACCCAGUCACCAGUUUGCGAUCAACUUACAGACUUACGCGCUGCAGGGCUAAGAACUCUGAACUAGCAAUGCUAACCCUAGAAUUUCUGGAUUUUAACUCUCUGUAGAAAGAUACAACGAAAAUUUUUAUCGUAGAAUAUGGCAAAUUUUUGGGGAAAAUCAAGCGUUUGCUAAGUUUGACAAUUCCCUACCCUGUACUGGUCAAAAGAUGUAAAUUCAUUACUACAAAAUUUGCAUAACUGUUUGAUCGAUUUUUUUUUUAAUCUGAGUGCUCGACUUUUGGUGUCGUUGCACAAGGCUUGUAAUUGUAAUUUGUAAUAUCUGAGUUAUUGGAUUUAUCAUUUCAACAAAUUUUAUUUUUUCUAACUUAAUUUCCCGUUAGGAUUUAUGUCUAAAGGGUUUUUUAUUUAUCAGUUGUACUUUUUUUGUAAUUCAGUGAUCAGGCAUAUUUUUGCUAAUUGUUUUACAGAUUUUCAAUCACUAUGAGUUUUUUCGGCUUAGGCCAAAGCGCCGAUAUUAAAAUCAACCUUGAUGCGAUUGAAAAACGUGAAAAAGUACAACAUGGAGAUCAUAAGGAACCAUUAUUUGUUUAUUAUGAUGGAGAAACAGUUUCAGGAACAGUUAAUUUGGGGAUCAAAAGUGGAAAAUUAGAACAUAAAGGCAUCAAAGUGGAACUGGUUGGUCAAAUAGAGAUUUUAUACGACCGUUCGAGUCGACAUGAUUUCACCAAUUUGGUGAAGCAACUCGCACCAGCUGGGAUUCUCACUGAAAACAAAUCGUAUCCUUUUGAAUUUCCUCAUGUCGAAAAGCCCUACGAGUCCUACACUAGUCCUAAUGUAAGGCUUCGUUAUUUCCUACGAGUGACCAUUAGCAAACGUUUAACUGACCAAACAAAAGAGCUUGAAAUUGUAGUUCACAUGUUGAGUGCAUAUCCAGAGCACAAUAAUAGUCUAAAAAUGGAGGUCGGGAUUGAAGAUUGUUUACAUAUUGAGUUUGAGUAUAAUAAGCAGAAGUAUCACCUCAAAGAUGCAAUCAUUGGAAAGAUUUACUACCUUCUCGUGAGAGUUAAGAUAAAGCAUAUGGAAAUCCAUGUUAUCAAACGUGAAACAAUGGGCAGCGGACCAAACGUUUUUCAUGACGAGGAAACUAUAGCAAAAUAUGAAAUCAUGGAUGGAGCUCCUGUCAAAGGGGAAUCAAUACCAAUUCGUUUGUUCCUUGCUGGAUAUAACCUCACUCCAACAAUGAGAGAUAUAUACAAAAAGUUUUCUGUUCGCUAUCUUCUUAAUCUUGUCCUCAUUGAUGAAGAGGAACGUCGAUAUUUCAAGCAGCAAGAAAUCACUUUAUGGAGAAAGGGGGAGGGUCAACAACGAAGACCGCAGAAAGCGAUCGAAGACUCAACGCAGCGUUUCACUGGUUGAUUAAAAAAUCUUUCGAAACUUUCGUCUCCUUCAAUCUGCAAUAUCUUUUCGCUAUUUCAAAUGACUAUUUUUAUAAUCAUUAUCUAGGGUUUUGUGACACUUUUGAUCAUUAUAUUUAAAUACCUGGCAAUGUGUCAAGUUCUUCAAAAACUUGGACAUUUUAAACUAUUUUGAAUAUUGAUAGUUUUCGUGCGGUUAAAUCAUAUUUGCCAAGCGUUUCAAAAAUAUUAGAUGCCAUUCUUGUUAUUCAAAAAUAAUAUUCCAGAUAUAAAAAAAUCAAAUAAUAACCUAUCACUGAAUCACCUAUUUAAAAAACAGUUAUUCAAUUCACAUUGAUUCCAUUUAAUUAAUGCAGAUUUCAUAUCAUAUCUUUUCUAUAUUUAUCAGUUUGUGAAAUGUGAAUAUUAAUUUGAGUCUGUAUGUUCAAAUCUGUUAUCAAAGUAUAUCCUUAUUCUUUUAAACAAAUAUUUUGUGCUUUUCGUGCUAUCAACUUGAUUUUUCUUUUUGAUUUCUUUUCAAUCAUUUGAAAUCGUCUCUUCUAUGAGUGUGUUUUAUGAGGAUUAUUAGCAGACUUUUAUAAAAUUUAUAUGAUAGGUUAAUUGCUCUGGUCAAUGGUAUUUGAGAUGCAAAUAAUUUGAAAUUUGAAUGUUCCAGUCUGCUUGAAGUCUUGAAAUUUUAUAAUAUUAUGUAUGAAAACCUGAUUCUUAUAUUGCUGACUUUAUGAUACAUUGUCAUCUAAUCAUUUUCAGACUAUCAUAAUUCAAGCCAUAGUUUGAGGAUGUCCCAAUGUGGAUUUAUAUAAAGUUUAAGAAUUACAAUGUAUUUUAAAUUAUAAUAAUCUGAUCAAACUCAUUUGAAGCGAAAAUAUUUUCUAAAUCCUAUUCGAUGUAAAUCAUAGUUUUAUUAUUAUCGAAGAGUUAAUUUAUCAAACUUUGAUAUUCUGAAUAAUAAUAACUUGAAUUUCACUCAACAAAAUUUUUUGAUACUCUUUUCAAUAGCUGCCGGUCUAUUAAAAUAUCUGAUGUAUAUGUUUUGCAACUAAAAAGAUUUGCAUGGAUAGAUACUAGAUUGCAUAUCUUAUCAAUACAUUGAUUGUUUCUGAUUUCAUUAUUGAAAUGUUGUAUUUUUUCGUGUCAUUUGUUUGAUGUUAGAUUAAUAAGCCAAGUUCUAUGCUUUAUAAUUUGUUCAUUUUUGCUUUAAUGUAUCAUGCAUUUUUGUCUAUUACCAGA